UAAUUCCCAAAAGUUUAUUGCUGUUCUUUCUCAAAUGCCAGCCCGCCCAAAUUAGGAAGCUUCUAGCCUUCUCUGCAGUUCUGAACUUCAACUUGCGGUGUUAUCAUGCUCUUCUGAUUCGAAGCUAUGAGUGCCGUCAAUAUCACCAACGUGACGGUCCUUGACAAUCCCGCUUCGUUUUUGACUCCCUUCCAGUUUGAGAUCUCAUACGAGUGCUUGACUCCUUUGAAAGACGAUUUGGAAUGGAAGCUCGUAUAUGUUGGAUCUGCUGAGGAUGAAACAUAUGACCAGUUAUUAGAGUGUGCGCUUGUUGGCCCUGUCAAUGUUGGAAACUAUCGCUUUAUAUUGCAGGCAGACCCACCAGACCCAUCAAAGAUUCGUGAAGAAGAUAUUAUUGGUGUUACGGUGCUCUUGUUGACCUGCUCUUAUCUGGGUCAAGAAUUUGUUAGAGUGGGAUACUAUGUGAACAAUGAUUAUGAUGAUGAGCAACUAAGAGAGGAACCCCCGCCUAAGGUUAUAAUUGAUAGGGUUCAAAGGAACAUUUUAUCUGAUAAACCAAGGGUCACUAAAUUCCCCAUUAAUUUCCAUCCAGAAAACAAUCAGAGUGGGGACCAGCCCCCGCCGCCUGAGCAGCACGACAGAAAUGGAGAAAACCCACUUGCCUUCCGUGAUCAUGUUCCAUCAGAUGAGAAGGAAUCUUGACAAUUUGCAGGCAUUCAAAUCAUCUCAUUUUGAAGCAUGAAAUUUCUCAAUCAAAGUAGAUGCUUAGAAAUAGCAACACCAGGGGUGUCAAUAUGAGCUCAAGAUCACCAAAAUUGUUAGUUAAUGAAAUGUCGUGGAAAUCAGUGAUUGAAAUACUGGGCUCAAAACCUGCUUGCGCUUUUGAAAAACCCAGUUUCUUUGUGAUACUUGUUGCUUUGUAAUAUAAGAGGGAAAUGCACGUUGUUUCCAAGCAUCAUAAUGUUCUCUCAGUUCGGGUUUGGUCCACCCUGGCUGGAAUCUAUCCACUUUUAGCUGCGCGGCUAAACUAUUA
This is a messenger RNA of Neltuma alba, 1033 nucleotides long. Its product is annotated as histone chaperone ASF1B. Gene Ontology annotation, molecular function: histone binding. NCBI's taxonomy places the organism in Eukaryota, Viridiplantae, Streptophyta, Magnoliopsida, Fabales, Fabaceae. Gene Ontology annotation, cellular component: chromatin; nucleus. The coding region runs from base 127 to 702 and encodes 191 amino acids. The record is from RefSeq and is a predicted model, not a curated record. Gene Ontology annotation, biological process: DNA replication-dependent chromatin assembly. The transcript has 4 exons.